Molecule: messenger RNA, 2653 nt
Organism: Neltuma alba
Lineage: Eukaryota; Viridiplantae; Streptophyta; Magnoliopsida; Fabales; Fabaceae
Product: two-component response regulator ORR24-like
Exons: 6
Coding region: 390-2444 (684 amino acids)
Biological process (GO): phosphorelay signal transduction system; cytokinin-activated signaling pathway
Molecular function (GO): DNA binding; DNA-binding transcription factor activity
Source: RefSeq, a predicted model, not a curated record
UGUGUUGGGAGAAAAAGUUAACGACAAAUACCAGAGAAAGGCCAUUUCGCAGCAGAGAGAGAGUGACUUUCACUAAAAUACUAAAAAGAUUUCAGCUUUGUUUUGUUGGGUUCAACCCCUUCACUCUUUUCUGGCCGUGGCCAUUAGUAUCCAUUUCUGCAGCUCUCCCUUUCGCUUUCUUUCCACAUUCUCUCUCUUUCUCUUUCUUCUUCGUUUCAAAACCCUUUCCUAGGUUUCUGUUUCUCCGUUCACUUCUUGCUGUUAUGCUCUGUUGUAACUGUAGCCUUUGUUGGCGAAAGCAGAGUCUUGCAUAAUCAAGAUUCAAACUUACCUCCCUGGGAAUUGUGAUCUCUGCUUUAGUCUUUAGUUUUUCACCUGGUUUUCUCAAGAUGACUCCGGAGGACCAAAGGGGCGAUUUGAGUGAUGACUAUGUGGCCGCGAAAAAGUUUCCUGUGGGUAUGAGUGUUCUGGCUGUUGAUGACGACCCAAUUUGUCUUAAAGUGUUGGAGACUCUGCUUGUCAAAUGCGAGUAUCGGGUUACUACAACUAAUCAGGCGAUUAAGGCUUUGAAAAUGCUAAGGGAAAACAGGAACAAGUUUGACCUCGUCAUUAGUGAUGUAAAUAUGCCAGACAUGGACGGAUUUAAGCUCCUUGAGCUAGUGGGUCUUGAAAUGGACCUACCUGUCAUCAUGUUGUCAGCACACAGUGAUACAAGGCUUGUGAUGAAGGGCGUUACCCAUGGUGCAUGUGACUAUUUACUGAAACCUGUUAGAAUGGAAGAGCUUAAGAACAUAUGGCAACAUGUGGUUCGAAGAAAGAAGUUUGAUAACAAAGACCAGAAUAAGGCUUCUCAGGUGGAGAAGGCGAACAAUAUUUCUGGGGAAGGGAAUCCAGGCAUCGGUUCAGAAAAUAAUUCCGAUCAAAGUAAAAAACUGGGUAAGAGGAGGAAGGACCAGGGUGAGGAUGAUGAAGAAGAUGAUGAAGACAAUGUGCAAGAGAAUGAGGAAGACCCAUCAACACAGAAGAGGCCACGUGUAGUUUGGUCAGUUGAGCUGCACAGGAAAUUUGUUGCUGCAGUUGAUCAACUGGGACUUGAAAAGGCUGUUCCCAAGAAAAUUCUUGACCUGAUGAAUGUUGAAGGGCUUACAAGGGAAAAUGUGGCAAGCCAUCUACAGAAAUAUAGGAUCUAUCUCAGGAAGGCAACUCAACAAGCUAAAAUGGCUGCUGCAUUGGGUGGAGAAUCAUCAUACUUGCGGAUGGGUUCAUUAGAGGGUUUUGGAGAGUUUCGCACAUUGUCUGGUUCUGGACGGCUCUCAUCAACAUUUGCAUCUACUGGAAUUUUUAGCAGAUUGAACUCACCAGCUGCCUUGAACUUGAGAGGAAUUGGUUCUUCUGGACUGAUCCAGCCCAGUCAGUCUCAAAACUCAAGCAUAGUCACAAACACACUUGGAAAUCUUCAGCCAUCAUCUAUCUUGUCUGCAAACUCAAGUUUAUUUCAAAGCAUUUCUUCAACAGAGCGUUGUCAAUCUCAACCAAGCAACUGUGCUACUGGUAUGAGGCCGUUUGGUUCAAUUGAUGAUUCAGGUGGUUUUGCAGUUGCUAGUGGAUUCCUAGACAGUAAACCUACUCUUGGUGGUGCAAACAAUUCUGCGCCUUGUGUCUCAAGCAAUCAUUUGACGUUACCAGGAAGCUCAGAGCAAUCUCAAAAUGUGGGAGAAUUUAGAAAUCAAUCUUCUUUUGGAGCUGCUCCUUUGAACUCAGAAACUUUAGGCAUUUAUGGCUCCAAUUUGUUGGACUAUACACGAAGCAACGAAAGCUGGCAGGGCAUGGUUCACUUAUCUAAAUUUCCCUCCAAUUCUUUGCCCUUAAACGAGACUUUAACUAAUGAUCAGCUACCUUCUAACAGCUUAAAUGUUUCUUCCUCCAAUACUUAUAUCAAUAACAACCCAGUUGAUUUUUCUUCUGCUGUUCCACUGGAGGAUGUUAGAGGUGAACUACAAUGUCAAGAAGGCCUAAUUGGUAACGUGGUUCAGUCUUCACGUUACACGUUAAGGCAGACCUGGGAGCUGCAGAAGCAGGAUUACAACCAAAACAUGAACUGCAAUUUCAAUGCUGUGAAUUCCCUGGUUUCUUCUAACGGAAUCACAAGUAACAUGGGGCAGAGUUUAAAUCAAAAUAAUUCAACAUGCAGCAAAAGGGUGGAUGCAUCUUUCAUGGACCAAUUCAAUGGGCCUACCCCACUAAUCUCUCAGCUUAACGAGGAUGAGAGGUUCUCCUCAGAUAUGAGAUUCAAAUCUACUGAUGCAUACGAAGAUGAUUUCAUUCGAAAUAUUGGAUAUUUGGAUGACAUAAUGGGUUCAAUGGUUAAACGGGAGCAACAUGAGAUGAUACUGAUGGAUGGAGACACCCGAUUUGAUGCUUACCCGAUUGGAUCUUGUAUCUGAUUCACGAAGAAUCUUAGUACCAUCUGCAUCAGAAAACUCACUCCUCUAUGGGAUCUGUAUCAUUAUGUAAUUCAUCUGAUCUAAUGUAUCUAUUUCUGUUUUCUGCCUCUAGAGUUUUAUUUCUUGUUGCAAACUGUGGACACAGUUAAUGUUAUCUGAUUCUUCCCUUCGCUAUAUGUAGAGAGCAUGUAGCUGCAUCAUAUUUCUCA